This is a messenger RNA of Prinia subflava (tawny-flanked prinia), 3147 nucleotides long. RefSeq names its product endonuclease domain-containing 1 protein-like. Gene Ontology annotation, molecular function: hydrolase activity; metal ion binding; nucleic acid binding. The coding region runs from base 1486 to 2316 and encodes 276 amino acids. The transcript is spliced from 7 exons. NCBI's taxonomy places the organism in Eukaryota, Metazoa, Chordata, Aves, Passeriformes, Cisticolidae. The record is from RefSeq and is a predicted model, not a curated record.
GGAGCUGCAGCCUCUCUUGUACCAACAAACCAGUUGGUGCCCAGUGCUGGUGAGUGAGGAAGGGGGAGAAUGAAGAGAAAUCUGGAGCAUGCUGUGGAGCUUUGCUCCCUUCUGGACCGCUGGCUGGCACCCUGGAUCCUGCUGUGGUGUCCCAAGAGCCUGCAAGGUGCAGAGCACCACCCGAGACCCGCCGCGGCCGCAGACGAGCACCGGAUCCCGCAGCCUCCAGGAGCGGGGUCCAUCCUUCCGCACGGUGCCUGCUCGGCCGGUUAUUCCCCGGUUAUUCCUUUCUGCGAAAAGAGAAAGGGAAAAAGAAAAAAAAACACAACACAAAAAACUAAAACCCAAACACCAAACCAAGCCCUAAUAAAUAAUAUUAGAAGAAGCAAGCGCAGCAACUUGCUUUAAGCAGAGGGCGGUAGAACCAGGGAGCGCAGCCCCCCGGGAAGGGAGGCAGCGGAGGGAGGGCAAGCGGGCACCGGCGAGGCUCGCAGCUCCCCGGGGGUACCGGCGGGUCCGGCGGCGGCGGACGUGAAAGUCCCCUUUAAGUUUCCAUAGAGAGGCCUCCGGGUGUCACAUGAUGGACAUGAUAUAACGAAACAACAUCGUGGGGAGGGACGGAGGGAAGCAGUGGGGGAGCCCGGGGAGGCGGCGGUGCCCCCCGACCCGCCCGCCCGCCCCGGCUGCACCUGUCUCGGCGCGCCGGGAGCGCGGUGUCCGCCCCGCUGAUGGGGCUGCGGGCGGCACCUUCCCCCGGGGAGGAGGAGAAGGAGGAGGAGGAGGAGAAGGAGGCGAGCCGGUGGCGGAGGUAAGUUACCGGCGGGACCGGGGCGGGGGGCGCGGGGUGCGGGCGCGGUGUGUGCGCGGAAGGGAUGCGGGGUGUGUGUGCGCGGGGUGUCCGCGGUGUCCCCGCGGAGCUCCGGGCGUGUGCGCGCCCUCCCGCCCUCCAUGUCCGCAUUCCAGCUCAUGUUGCGCAGAUAAAAUUCAAACUUGAGGUUUUCUGUGGCUGUUCCGUGUCCUCCUGCUGCUGCUGCAGCCAACCUGGAUCCGAAUGCCGUGGCUACAAAGGCUUUUUACUGUCUCAUGCUGGGUCCCUCAAAUCCAAGAGCUACUUGGCAGUUUCCAAGGCAACCACCUGUGGAAUAAUUAAAAAGGAUGAAGUGUUAGAGUGCCAGAUAUAAGGAAUUCUUGCCUGGAGAGAGCAUUUCACUUUCUUCCAUCUUGAAGAAUCAAACGUGCUUCUGUCAGCAAAGUUAAGAAAAAGAAACAGUGGCUGAGUUGCACAAGUGAACCGGGACGACGCAAAAUUGAAAUUCCCUGUUUAUCACAACGGCCAGAUUGACGACCGGGUAUACAUUGCGCUGGCACUCCUGAGGGAUCAGCCAAGUGUUUCUCCAGGGAGAAGAAGAAAGGAACUCUUCGGCUGCCUGUUCUGAGAUUCUGCUUCAAGGAAAGCAAGAGCCCUUCACUUCAAAUCCUCCCGCAAUGCUGAGGCUGCUGCUGCUGCAGGUGUUGGCCAGCUGCCUCUGGCUGGGACACAGUGAGGUGGUGAAGUCCUUUGAAACUUCAUGUCCUCAGUUUUUUUUCCGGGAGAUCCCCCCAAAUGAAGCCCUGGAGCCGCAGAACCCAGCCUGGAUCUGCCAGCGCCACAAGAACCAGUAUUACUUUGCCACCCUGUAUGACAGGACGAUGCGUAUUCCUGUCUACUCUGCUUACAUCUACCAGCCUGGACCUGGCAAAAGACCUAGAACAUGGCUGGUUGAGCCCCAGCUGAUUGGCCCAGCUUUUCCCAAAACUAUGGAAAAAGAGUGGACACUCUUAAAUCGAUACAAUGUCAGCUUAGAGAAACUCAGCCAGAGCCAGGCUAUCCUUCAUGACUACAAGAACCUGACGGGUUUGAACCGGGGCCAUUUGAACCCCAAUGGCCACCACGACGACUACAGCAGCAGGGUGGCCACCUUCACCCUCACCAACAUCGUGCCCCAGGAUGAGAAACUCAACGGCGGUGCCUGGAACAACUACGAGCAGCAAACGAUGAUCAGGAGGACCCAGGGAUGUAAAACCACCUAUGCCAUCGUGGGUGCUGUGCCUGGGAACAACUACAUCGCCAAGGGCAGGGUUAAUAAACCCAGCCACCUCUGGGCAGCUGCCUGCUGCGUGGUGGACAACAGCUACAUAAAGGCGUGGGCGGUCAUCGCUGAGAAUGACAAGAACCAGGUUGAGCUCCUCACGCUGGGGGAGCUGGAGGACACCUUAACUGAGCUCUAUGGGAGGGGACAGGUUUCCCUGUUUGACAGUGACUGUCCCCGGGAAUAAGCCUCACAUCUUGGGUGGAACAGGCUCAGGAGCUUUUGUCACAUGUCAUAGAAUCACUGGUUUGAGCUGGAAGGAAUUUCAAACACCAUCCAUGUAGUCUCAGCUCCCUUGCCAUGGGCAGGGACACCUUCCACUAUCCCAGGUUGCUUCAAGCCCUGUCCAACCUGGCCUUGGACACUGCCAGGGAUGGAGCGGCUACAACUUCCCUGGACAACCUAUGCCAGGGCUUCGCCACCCUGACAGUAAAGAAUUUCUUCUUAACAUCUAAUCCAACACCUGCUUUCAGUUUAAAGCCAUUCGCUCUUGUCCCAGCACUCCAUACCCUUGUCCAAAGUCCCUCUCUCUUUUAAAACCCUUUAGACACUGGAAAGGGUCCAAGUUCUCCCAAGAACCUUCUUUUCUCCAGGCUCUCUCACCCUCAGCUCUCUCACCCUCUCUCCAGAGUAGAUGUGCUCCAGCUCUUGGAGCAUCUUUGUGGACUCCUCUGGACUCCACUCCAACAGCUUUGUGUCCUUCUUCUGUUGUGGAUCCCAGAGCUGGAGGCAGCACUGCAGGGGUCUCACCAGAACAGAGCAGAGGGGAACAAAUGGAUUGUAGAAGAGAACAAGACAACCCAGGACUCCCAAAGGCCUCUGAGUCUUUUCCAGGAAGGUCUGUUCUCUCAGACUUUACAUGAUAUCUAAUUUCUAGUAGGAAGUGAGAAAACCUGUCUUCAGGAAAUUUAUCAAUAAAAGAAUACCCACUGCAACGUACUUUAGAGUAGUUUAGAGACUAACAAAACAAUUUCUAUGCCAACUGUGUAAUUUACUAAUAAAACCUCGUGAAAUUUUA